AUGGCCCGAUCAGAAGAGGCCGCUGCUUGGACUUAUGCUGUAUACAAUGCAGUGAGAGAAGUCCCGUAUGGGAAAGUCACGUCCUAUGGCCAUAUUGCUCGUCUGCUUGGAAAGCCUGAAUGCCCAAGACAAGUGGGUGUAUCUUUGAAGGCACUUCUAUCUGCUACAGCACAGCCAGAUGCUCACUACAACAACUCAAAUGUACCAUGGCAGAGGAUCAUCAACUCCAAAGGUGCCAUCAGUCCAAGAGGAGUGAACGGAGCUCGUCAACAGGCAACUGCUCUAGAGGCCGAAGGAGUUCAAGUGACGCGAGGAUCACUCGGAGAAUACACGAUCGACUUUACAACCUACGGAUGGUUCCCUGACAGACUUCCAAGCGACCUCAGCGAGGAUGAUCAAGACGAAGAGGACGAAGAAUGA
Aureobasidium namibiae CBS 147.97 is the source of this 420-nucleotide messenger RNA. RefSeq names its product DNA binding methylated-DNA--cysteine S-methyltransferase. The record is from RefSeq and is a predicted model, not a curated record. Gene Ontology annotation, molecular function: catalytic activity. Gene Ontology annotation, biological process: DNA repair. NCBI's taxonomy places the organism in Eukaryota, Fungi, Ascomycota, Dothideomycetes, Dothideales, Saccotheciaceae. The transcript is spliced from 4 exons. Bases 1 to 420 code for a protein of 139 amino acids.